This is a messenger RNA of Anoplopoma fimbria (sablefish), 2142 nucleotides long. It is a transcript of the gene ip6k1, whose product is annotated as inositol hexakisphosphate kinase 1. Gene Ontology annotation, cellular component: nucleus; cytoplasm. Gene Ontology annotation, molecular function: inositol hexakisphosphate kinase activity. The record is from RefSeq and is a predicted model, not a curated record. Lineage: Eukaryota; Metazoa; Chordata; Actinopteri; Perciformes; Anoplopomatidae. Gene Ontology annotation, biological process: inositol phosphate biosynthetic process; phosphatidylinositol phosphate biosynthetic process.
CAUGCAAAUGACCCGCAGGAGCCGAACAGGCUGCGUUAGCUUCACGGUGCUGACGUUAGCCUCCUGGAUGUUUACUCCGCCGUUAACGAGCUCGGAUACCGGGGACCGACAUCCAUGAACCCAUCCAGGGUCUCCAGAAGCUCACACACAGCCCCGUGACAUCGACACACAGCCCCCCCCCUGCACCGGGCCUCCCUGCCGGAAGUGGUGACUCUUCCUUCCUGACAACCUGCUCCGCCUGCCUUCCCCCUACUCUGCCCCCCCCCCCCACAGUCCUGAUCGGGUCUCGGUGCUGCCCGUGGUGGAUCGGAGCACUCUGAUUGGAGGCUUUGCGAGGUGGUUUUUCGGUCUGGCGCCGCCUCCCCCGGGCCGGCGUGCGCUCCCAGCAGCCCGUGGUGCCCUGCGCCCCCCCCUCCCCGUCACUGCACACCAGAGCCCAUGCCCAAGGAGGAGGCGCGGUGCGUCCGCCCGGAGCCAUGUGCCUCCCUCACACCAACAUCAUGGACAACAAGUUACAGGGGGUGGGGCAAGGGGGAGGGGCUGCACUACGACCACGGCCAGGAGGCGUCCCACUGGAGCCCUUCAUACACCAGGUGGGAGGACACACCAGUAUGAUGCGCUAUGAUGACCACACGGUGUGUAAGCCUCUGAUCAGCAGAGAGCAGCGCUUCUACGAGUCUCUGCCUCCAGAGAUGAAGGAGUUCACUCCGGAGUAUAAAGGUGUGGUGCUGGUUUGUUUCGAGGGCGACUCGGACGGCUACAUCAACCUGGUGGCCUACCCCUACGUGGAGAGCAACAUGGAGGGGGGCACGGCGGAGCACGAGGAGCGCGACCCCCCCGAGAGGGAGCAGCCGAGGAGGAAACACUCGCGGCGCAGCCUCCAUCGCUCCUCCUCCUCCUCGGAGCACAAGGAGGAGCGUCCCGACAGGAGGGAGUCGCACGACACCGAAGCGUCUGAUACCCUCGCAGAGCUGAAGAGUCCCCGGCUCGACCCAAAGAUCCACUCAGACGUUCCCUUCCAGAUGUUGGACUGGAACAGCGGUCUGAGUUCAGAGAAGAUCAGCCACAACCCCUGGAGCCUCCGCUGCCACAAACAGCAGCUCAGCCGCAUGAGGUCCGAAUCCAAGGACCGCAAACUCUUCAAGUUUCUGCUGCUGGAGAACGUGGUCCACCACUUCUCGUACCCGUGCAUCCUGGACCUGAAGAUGGGCACCAGGCAGCACGGCGACGACGCCUCCGAGGAGAAGGCGGCGAGGCAGAUGAAGAAAUGUGAACAGAGCACCUCAGCGUCGCUGGGAGUCAGAGUCUGUGGCAUGCAGGUGUACCAGCUGAACACCGGUCACUACCUCUGCAGGAACAAGUACUACGGCCGCGGCCUGUCGAGCGACGGCUUCCGUCAGGCCCUCUACCAGUACAUGCACAACGGAAAGGGUCUGAGGCAGGACCUCUUUGAGCCGAUCCUCAAUAAGCUUCGGAACCUGAAGGCGGUGCUGGAGAGGCAGGCGUCCUACCGCUUCUACUCGUCUUCACUGCUCAUCAUCUAUGAGGGAAAGGAACCUGAGGGCCCCUCAGUCUUCAGCUCUGGGCAACAUGCAGCGAUGCACCUGAAGACCCCUGCGGCCCCCACAGAGCCCCACCGUGGCCCCGGCCCCCACGCACCCCCGGCCCCCGACGCUCCCUGUGAAACGGACAUGAGCCAGAACCCAGACCCCGGGCCACCGUCCUCUCAGGGACCUGGACUGAUGGCCAAGCCCUCGUCCUCCCCUCGUCCUCCCCCACAGGCCCCGCCCUCCAAGUCAGACUGCCACUUCUUCCACCCUCCUCUCCCCUCGCCUCACCCACAUCCAGACUCCUCCUCACCUGCUCCCGGCUUAAUUUCCUUCCCCCCUCAUCCUCCUGCUCCCGCCUCCCAGCCCCAGCAGCCCCUGGUGGACGUACGUAUGAUCGACUUCGCCCACUCCACCUUCAAGGGUUUCCGCGGCGACACGGCCGUGCACGACGGGCCGGACCGGGGCUACGUGUUCGGACUGGAGAGCCUGGUCCAGAUCCUGGAGAGUCUGCAGGACGACAACUUGCCGUAGCUCGGAACACACACAGACACACCACACACACCACACACAGACACACACACACACAGACACA